GCGAGACUCUUUACGCCGGAGGAGACGCGCCCGCUGCGGACUGCUUCUCCCGGACACCGACACACCGACACACUGACAGUCUGCUGUCCCCCAGAAUGAUGCUGCAGCACCCGGGCCCCUCGCUGGCCGACAUCAGCUGCUCCGCCAUGGUGCCCUGCCUCUCGCCGCCCGGCGCCCUCACGCUGGACGACUUCACCCACUUCACGCCGCUCGUGAAGGAGGAGCUGCGACUGGCCAUCCAGAGCCGGCGCCUGUCCGGCGGGCUCAGCACCGACGUGAGCUCCGACGGCGCCAGCUCCGGCUCGGAGCGCCGGUCCGGCGGGUCCGGAGUCCGGAGAGAGGUCACACCUCAGGACCACGAGAGGAGGAAGAGGAGGAGGGAGAGGAACAAAGUCGCCGCAGCCAAGUGCCGCAACAAGAAGAAGGAGAAGACGGAGACUCUGCAGCAGGAGUCUGAGAAGCUGGAGGGUGUGAACAGCGACCUGAAGGCUCAGAUCGAGGAUCUGAAGCAGCAGAAGCAGCAGCUGGUCUACAUGCUGAACCUGCACCGGCCCACCUGCAUCGUGCGGGCGCAGAGCGGCCAGACGCCGGAGGACGAGCGCAACCUCUUCCUGCAGCACGUCCGGGAGAGCGCCGCCUCCUCCUGCGCCUCCUCGUCCCUCUCCACGCUGUCGCCCCUCGACGGAGGACUCCUGACCCUGGAUCACAUCUUCUGCGCCGGUCUGUGAGCGGCCGGCGGACAUCUUGUUUCUUCUUCUGAGACGCGAGGCCGGCGGGGACGCCGCUCAGACUCCUCCCCCGGGACGCCUCCUCGGCCUCCUGCUCCUCGCCCACGGCGCUGCGACAAGAGACCUCGCGACUCCCCACGGGAGGCGUCCACGGCGGCGGCGGCGGCGCAUGUUUGACCCUCUGGAGAACGUGAGCGGACGCCAAGCGCCGUCAGACAACGACGCGUCUCCUUUGUUUGUUUGAAAUUGUAUUUUUUGAAUAGAUGAAAGUUAGAUUUUUGUACCAAAGAGUUUAAGAGAAGUUCAGAUGGACCGCGAGAGCGCUCGGACCGAAACGACGUCGUUGUUGUUGUUGUUGUCCUGAAUGUUGUUUAUUUAUUGCGUUACUUUAUGACAUGCCUCUCCUUCAUCCAGAUGUUCAGGUUGUUUCUUAUCAGCAGUUACAAAAAGGGAAAUGUGUAAGGGUUAUAAUUAUGCACUUAUUAAAAAAGUAUAGUAAAAAACAUCCAUAUAAUAUAUAAUGUAUAAUCUAUACAUAUAAUCUAUAUAUAUAAUGUAUAUAUCUAUACAUAUAAUGUAUAAUCUAUAUAUAUAAUGUAUAAUCUAUACAUAUAAUAUAAUCCUCUACUUUUUCUGAACAAGUGGAGAUUUGCCGCCGAGCAGAACCGUGUCGGACGCUUCAUUUAACGGCUGCGUUCCUCUGAAGGAAACUGAGCCGCUGACUCUAAAACAAAUAAGGUUGUUUUUUUAAAAGUCAAAAUUCCCUCUUAAUAGUUUUAUCUUUGUAUUUUUUGCGAAAGCUACUUUAAAAAAGACGUUUUUUUAUCCAAGUGUCUCUUCAAACUGAGUUCUACGGGAUUUACGUUUGGACAAAUGGCGUCAGACCGUAAUGCUGUUUUACCGAACGGAGCUUGAACGCAUCACGAUCUCAUGCGAGCUCCGUGAAACGUGGCCUAACCCUCCUCGGGGGUCUCAUCGUCAAGGAGACGGACUGUUUCACCACAGGUGUGGCGUACUAGCAGGACGGGUCAGGCAGCGAGUGAUGUGUCGUUGUUGUUGUUGUUGUGAGCCGAUCAUCAAACAACUCUUUAGUUUUAUACUCUAAGUCUCCUAAAUGGGAUGGACUGCGCUCCCUCUGUGCUGGACGUGAACACCGGUCGCCUCCUUUGAUCCCGUCAGCGCGGGUAAAAGAAAAGAGAAGAUGGUUUAUUUAAAUAAACCAAUAAAUAAAUUAAGCAAAGUUCUGAGGAUGUUUUCUUGUUUAUUUGACUCAACACGGCGUCAACACAACCAGACGCUGGAACCCCGAGCGUCCCGUAGCUCCGGUGGCUCCAUUAGCGCCAUUAGCGUUGGGAGCUCCGUUAGCUCCAGAGGUUUUCUUUGAGGAAGAACUCGUGUGUGUGUGUGUGUACAGGAGGUUUAUAUUGUCACGCGGCUCAAGGGACGCUGGCGUUCAGAGUGUUGUUGUUGUUGUUUUGAUGUCCUCUCUGAGUUUGAUCGUAUGUAUUUUAUUGUGCCGUCUUCGUGGUUUCAUGUGUGUUGACGCCUAAAGGAAUGAACUUCACCUCCGUCCCCUGAUCCGUCAUCCCUUUGUUUUUGAUACUUUGUUAAUUAAAUAUAUGUUUUGCAAAUGUAA
Messenger RNA from Pseudoliparis swirei, 2364 nucleotides. RefSeq names its product activating transcription factor 3 (gene atf3). Gene Ontology annotation, biological process: regulation of transcription by RNA polymerase II. The transcript is spliced from 4 exons. The record is from RefSeq and is a predicted model, not a curated record. Gene Ontology annotation, molecular function: DNA-binding transcription factor activity, RNA polymerase II-specific; RNA polymerase II cis-regulatory region sequence-specific DNA binding. Bases 96 to 728 code for a protein of 210 amino acids. Gene Ontology annotation, cellular component: nucleus. NCBI's taxonomy places the organism in Eukaryota, Metazoa, Chordata, Actinopteri, Perciformes, Liparidae.